UUUUCUUAUAAAGAUGCUUUUCAAACACUUAAUAUAUUUUGCCAGCCUAACUGGUUACGUCACUGCCUCCAGCCUGGACUGGGCUCCCUGUGGCACCAACACCACCCUCCCAACAGAGUGCAGCAACUUUACCGUCCCCUUGGACUAUACUCGGUCUGAUGCACGGGAAACACUCGAUCUCCAGCUCCUCAAAGUCCCAGCUCUCAAGCAGCCUCGCAAAGGAACUAUUCUCGUCAACUUUGGCGGGCCAGGCUUGGAGGCGCGGUAUACUUUAGCUGAGAUGGGAGAGAUACUUCAAGCAUUGACUGGUGGUCACUACGAUCUAGUUGCCCACGAUCCACGCGGAACAGCAAACACCCUCACCGCGAAAUGCAUGGACAACGACACCGAACGACGAGAAUUCUUGAAAAAUCUCCGCUUUGGCGAUCUCGCUCAACCGUCUGAUGCAAAAGACCUUGGAAGACAGUGGGCCACUGCCGCUGUUUUCAGCAACACCUGCUCCAAUUCGUCGCUGGGGGAGAAGGGCGCCCUCAUGAGUACGGCUUUUGCUGCUAGAGAUUUGAUGCGGAUCGCUGAGGCGGUGGAUGAGGAUGGAUUACUCCGGUAUUGGGGUUUCUCGUAUGGAACUACGCUGGGAGCAACAGUUGCCGCCAUGUUCCCUGAUAAGAUGGACAAGGUCAUUUUGGAUGGAAAUAUGAAUGUCCAUGAGUACUUUACUGGCUUUGAUAAACAAGUCUGGGCCGACGUCGACAUGGUCUUUUCCAGCUUCUUCGACCAAUGUCUAAAAUCCGCAGACAAAUGUGCGCUGUCCACUCGCAACAUGACAGCCUUUGAUCUCGAAAAGACAAUCUACAACCUCAUCGACGACAUCAGAGUUAAUCCGCUCAUUCAUGAACAAAACAUUAUUGACGAUAGCUUACUCAAAACAUAUAUCCGCUCCAGCCUCUACUCUCCACCCGUCUAUCCCGCUCUUUCAUCCGCCCUCAACUCUCUCCUCAACGGUAACACGUCCGCUUUCAUGAAGAUCUACAACGCCCAAAUGUCCGGCGAUGCCAUCUUCGGCGAUAUUCUCCCCAACGAUGCCCCCUUCGCCAUCCAAUGCGCCGAUAAGAAGAUCGAUAAGAGUACAUUAUCCGACAUCCUGCCCGAUAUGUACGAUAUGGUCGGACAAAGCAGACUUCUCGGCGAAGUCGCCAUUGGCCUGACUAGCAUCUGCACGCAGUGGAAGGUCAAAGCCAAGGAGCGGUACAGUGGGAAUUUCGACGUCAAGACAAAGAACCCAAUGCUUGUUAUCGGAAACACAUACGACUCGGCGACUCCACUUCGAUGUGCUCGCAAUACCACUGCCACGUUUGAGGGCAGUGUCUUGCUUGAACACGGUGGAUGGGGACAUGCUACCCUAGCUCAUGGCUCUUCGUGUACGUCCAAGGCUAUUCGGGAUUUCUGGAUAAACGGUUCGCUUCCUGAGCAUGGGACGGUCUGUCCACCGGAUUAUGCUCCGUUUGAAUCGGGGUCGUUGAGGGAAGUGUUAGUUAAGAAUGGGUGGAUCAAGGGGGAAUGAAUCAGUGUAUUCAAGGCUGGGCGGGGAGGCAAUUCAAUGUAAUAGAUAUCUCGUAUAUGGUUUCACGAUGCCAUUCAGAAAUACGUCCAAACUGGCAUGAAAGUAAUUAUCAAGAAAAAACAAGCAAUCCAAUGGUUCUAUCCGGUCCACUGCAGCCAGCUGGCAACAAGAUCGAACCCGCACUGGCAGGCCAAAAUAGGACCACG
Molecule: messenger RNA, 1767 nt
Organism: Aspergillus wentii DTO 134E9
Lineage: Eukaryota; Fungi; Ascomycota; Eurotiomycetes; Eurotiales; Aspergillaceae
Exons: 6
Coding region: 14-1561 (515 amino acids)
Source: RefSeq, a predicted model, not a curated record